AACCAAAAACCUAAUCUCUUCUCACUCUCAUGAGCUCUCUCUCUCUAUUACCGUCCCUUUUCUUAAAGCUUUCGAACCUAGACUAAAAACCAAAUAAAUCCAUCAAAUUAGUGAAUCAACGAUCUUCAUGGCUGAGCCCAAAGAGUGGAUACCUCGAUUGGAAAGCGCAGGCAAAAAGAUCCCAGACUAUGACAACCCUGAUUAUUUUUCAAUCAAGGUAUAUUAUGGGGGCUAUAUAGAUCAUAUUUCAGGCACGUACAUUGGAGGGAGCAUCAGUUACUAUGAUAAUGUUGACAAAGACAAAAUGUCGUUGACUGAAGUGGAUGGCAUGGUGAGGGGUAUCAACUGUGCGUAUGGAGGGCAAAUGAUAGACUACUGGUAUUCGAUUGGUGGAGAGGAUAACCAAAAGACAAAGCUGAAUAAUGACAGUGAUACAAUCACUAUGUGCUGCCGUGUGCCUGAAAUAAGGCUGGAUGGUAAAAGGUAUAAGAGGUUGGCAAAUAAGAAGUGGUUGCCUGGUGUGAAGAUUAGUGAGCCUCAAGAAAGUGUAUUAACUCAAGCUAGCAGGGCUCCAAACAUAAAUCCUACUGAUAAGGGAAAGGGGAAAUUAAAGGUUGAGUUGUCUAAAAGUGACAAUGAUAGUGAUGCAGGUUUAAGAGUGCAAGAUGAUGAUGUUAGUUUGUUGGCAUAUGAAGAUAGGUUUGUUGAAGAAGAUGAGGAUGAUGAAUGUGGAGGUGAUGCUAAUGAGGAUAGUGAAGAUGAUGACUAUGAUCCUGCCAAAGAUGAUGAUGAUUUAACAAAAGCUGAGAUUGGGGAAAAGAAUGAAGAUGGAGGUUCAUCUGCUGCUGCAGCCGUCAGUAGCACUCUUACUGUUGAAGGAACUAAGGUUGAAGACAGUGAGGCUAUGUAUGAGGCUGUAGAUUCUAAUGAGGAGGUAAUUGGUCAUGAGUUAAAUUCUGAUGACGAUGGAGAAGGCCAUCAAUGA
Fragaria vesca subsp. vesca is the source of this 985-nucleotide messenger RNA. RefSeq lists its product as uncharacterized. The transcript has 4 exons. NCBI's taxonomy places the organism in Eukaryota, Viridiplantae, Streptophyta, Magnoliopsida, Rosales, Rosaceae. The coding region runs from base 128 to 985 and encodes 285 amino acids. The record is from RefSeq and is a predicted model, not a curated record.